UCCCCGUCCCCGGCGCCCUCCGGGCAGGUGUACCGGCUCCGGCUCUCUCGGGUUGUCCGAGCCCUCCCCAGCCUCAGCGGUCACCCCCACCGCCGGGAGGGAGAGCGUGGCUCUCCCACAGCCUCUGCUCUGCAGGGAGGAGGGCCGGGUGCCCUGUCUCCUGGGGCUCCUGCUUUGGGGGGCAUCUUGGGCUUGCCAGACAGUGGGAGCCCUGGGUUCAGCCAGCUUUUUUUUCUGGGCCUCAGUUUCCCUAUCUGUCAAAGGGGCUCAUGAAGCCUGGGGUGAGGGGGGAGUCCUGCAGGUGAAAGCACUGCAUGCCCCAUGACCUGCAGAAACCUGGAGGGUCCUCCAAGUGUUUCUGUCUGAGGACCCAGGAGGGCUGAGCCUGGCACCCUGUCGCGCUCCCCUGGAGGCCGUGGGGAGGCCCCCUGCAGUCACUUUCCUGCCUGGCACCUGUCAGCAGGAGGGACUCAGGCGACAUCGAGCUCCUCCUCCACGCCACAAAGGGUUUCAUCUGUCUUGUGCAGAUGAGGAGACCAAGGGCCAGUGAGAGGAGGCUCUGGCUGGAAGCCCAAGCUGGGGACCUGGGGGACACCUGGGGCCUCCAGGAUCCUGCAGAGCACUUUGACCCAGUGGGUGGCUCCCCCAGUGGGUUAGAGGGCCCUAGGCUGACCCAACCGGGCUGCUGGUCGCCAGCUGGGGGAGAGGGCCUGUGGCCAGGCUGGGGCCGCGACAGGCAGUGUGUCCAGUCUGUACAAGGAGGAAAGAGGACAGGCGGCGUUUGCUUUUGUCGGGGGGAAACCAAAGCCUGAAUGGCCGGUCCUGAGGCUGCUUGGCUGCAGACAGGGUCUGGGCUUGCGCCCAGAACACGCAGGGGCACACGGGUUGGCACACACGUGGCCAGAGGCUGGCUCUGCCCCAAGCCUCUGUCUGUUCCACAGAGGAGCUCUGAAGCCGGCCCGCGUGGGCCCGGGCCUCAGUUCUGCCUUCGCCUCAGUGGGGGCAGCUCAGUGGGCCUCAGGGGCGCAGGCCGCAUCCCGUCCCCUGUUGCAAGGCUGUUUGAUGCCCCGGUCAGAGCGGCAGACGUCACAGGUGUCUACAUGCUUCAGCUCAUCAACAACCAGGACAGCGACUUCCCGGGCCUGUUCGACCCGCCAUAUGCAGGGGGCGGAACAGGGGGCACAGACCCCACCAGCCCCGAUGCCAGCUCCCCAGGCAGCCUGUCCCCACCUCCUUCCACGAUGGGCUCCCCACUUGAAGGCUUCCUGGGGGGGACCAAGGCAACGCCUCCACCCUUGUCCCCUCCCCAGCCUGCACCCACCCCCCUGAAGAUAUACCCAUCUGUGCCGGCCUUCUCCCCGGGGCCUGGUGUCAAGGAGGAGCCAGCGCCCCCGACCAUCCUGCAGGCCCCCACCCCCCAGCCCCUGCCGGGGGCUCUCCUUCCCCAGAGCCUUCCGGUCCCGGCCCCGCCGCCGUUCAGCUCUGCCCCUGUGUUGGGCUAUCCCAGCCCUCCUGGAGGCUUCUCCGCAGGGACCUCUCCGGGGAGCACCCCGCAGUCACUGCCUGGCCUGCCUCUGGCUUCCCUGCCAGGGGUCCCGCCUGUCUCCUUGCACAACCAGGCCCCGAGUGUGGUCCCCCAGCAGCUGCUGACGGCCACAGCCGCCCCCACGGCAGCCCCUGGAACAACCGCUGUGACCUCACAGAUCCAGCAGGUCCCGGUCCUUUUGCAGCCCCACUUCAUCAAGGCAGAUUCGCUGCUCUUGACGACCGUGAAGACAGACGUGGGAGCCUCCGUGAAGGCGGCGGGCAUCCACUCCCUGGCCCCUGGCACGGCUGUGCAGGCCGCGUCCUUGCAGACCCUGGUGAGUGGCGGAACCAUCCUGGCGACUGUGCCGCUGGUAGUGGACACAGACAAGCUGCCCAUCAACCGGCUGGCAGCCGGGGGCAAGGCCCCGGGCUCGGCCCAGAGCCGCGGUGAGAAGCGUACGGCCCACAAUGCAAUCGAGAAACGCUACCGCUCUUCCAUCAACGACAAGAUCGUCGAGCUCAAGGACCUGGUGGUGGGCACAGAGGCCAAGCUGAAUAAGUCUGCUGUCUUGCGUAAGGCCAUCGACUACAUCCGCUUCCUUCAGCAGAGCAACCAGAAGCUCAAGCAGGAGAACCUGAGUCUGCGCACUGCUGCCCACAAAAGCAAAUCUCUGAAGGACCUGGUGUCGGCCUGUGGCAGUGGGAGCAGCACAGACGUGCCCAUGGAGGGCGUGAAGCCGGAGGCGGUGGACACCCUGAGCCCACCACCCUCAGACGCCGGCUCACCCUCCCAGAGCAGCCCCUUGUCCCUUGGCAGCAGGGGCAGUAGCAGUGGUGGCAGUGGCAGUGACUCGGAGCCUGACAGCCCCGUCUUUGAGGACAGCCAGGCGAAGCCGGAGCAGCCGCCGCGCCCGCACAGCCGGGGCAUGCUGGACCGCUCCCGCCUGGCCCUGUGCGCGCUCGUCUUCCUCUGUCUCUCCUGCAACCCCUUGGCCUCCCUGCUGGGCAGCCGGGGCCCUGCAGGCCCCCCUGAGGCCACCAGCGUCUACCGCGGCCCUAGGCGCAGCAUGCUAGGUGCCGAGGGCAGAGAUGGCCUCGGCUGGGCCCCGUGGCUGCUGCCGCCGCUGGCCUGGCUGCUGAACGGGCUGCUGGUGCUGUUCUCCUUGGCGCUUCUCUUUGUCUACGGAGAGCCAGUCACGCGGCCCCACUCAGGCCCCGCCGUGCACUUCUGGAGGCAUCGCAAGCAGGCCGACCUGGACCUGGCCCGCGGCGACUUCGCCCAGGCCGCCCAGCAGCUGUGGUGGGCCUUGCGGGCCCUCGGCCGGCCGCUGCCCACCUCGCACCUGGAUCUGGCCUGCAGCCUGCUCUGGAGCCUCACCCGCCACCUGCUGCAGCGGCUCUGGGUGGGCCGCUGGCUGGCGGGCCGGGCGGGCGGCCUGCGGAGGGACGGGGCCCUGCAGGCGGACGUCCAUGCCAGCGCCCGCGACGCGGCCCUCGUCUACCACAAGCUGCACCAGCUUCACACCAUGGGGAAGUACGCGGGGGGGCACCUCGCAGCCGCCAACCUGGCGCUGAGCGCCCUGAACCUGGCCGAGUGCGCAGGGGACGCCGUGUCUGCGGCCACGCUGGCUGAGAUCUACGUGGCCACUGCGCUCAGGGUCAAGACCAGUCUUCCCCGGGCUUUGCAUUUUUUGACACGCUUCUUCCUGAGCAGUGCCCGCCAGGCCUGCCUGGCGCAGAGCGGCUCAGUGCCUCUUGCCAUGCAGUGGCUCUGCCACCCUGUGGGCCAUCGUUUCUUCGUGGACGGGGACUGGGCCGUGGGCAGCGCGCUGCGAGACAGCCUGUACAGUGUGGCCGGGAACCCAGUGGACCCCCUGGCCCACGUGACCCAGCUGUUCCGCGAACACCUCUUGGAGCGAGCCUUGAAUUGCGUGGCGCAGCCCAGCCCCAGCCCUGGGUCAGCCGAUGGGGACAGGGAAUUCUCAGAUGCCCUCGGGUACCUGCAGCUGCUGAACAGCUGUUCCGACGUGGCCGGGGCUCCUGCCUGCAGCUUCUCCAUCGGCUGCAGCAUGGCCGCCACCACCGGCACAGACCCGGUGGCCAAGUGGUGGGCCUCGCUGACGGCCGUGGUGACCCACUGGCUUCGGCGGGACGAGGAGGCGGCGGAGCGGCUGUACCCGCUGGUGGAGCACCUGCCCCGCGCCCUGCAGGAGUCCGAGAGACCCCUACCCAGGGCGGCUCUGCACUCCUUCAAGGCUGCCCGGGCCCUGCUGGGCCGUGGGAAGGCGGAGUCCGGCCCAGCCAGCCUGGCCCUGUGUGAGAAGGCCAGCGGGUACCUGCAGGACAGCCUGGCCACCACACCAGCCGGCAGCGCCAUUGACAAGGCCAUGCAGCUGCUCCUGUGUGACCUGCUCCUUGUGGCACGCACCAGCCUGUGGCAGCGGCAGAAGCCACCGGUGCCCGCCCAGGCCUCGCAGGGCCCGGGCGGUGGGGCCCAGGCCUCUGCCCUCGAGCUGCGUGGCUUCCAGAGGGACCUGAGUGGCCUGCGGCGUCUGGCGCAGAGCUUCCGGCCUGCCAUGCGGAGGGUGUUCCUACACGAAGCCACCGCCCGACUGAUGGCAGGGGCCAGCCCAGCGCGGACGCACCAGCUCCUGGACCGCAGCCUCCGGAGGAGGGCCGGGCCCUGCGGCAAAGCAGGCGCGGCGGCGGAGCUGGAGCUGGAGCCGCGGCCCAGCCGGCGGGAGCGGGCCGAGGCGCUGCUGCUGGCGUCCUGCUACCUGCCGCCCGGCUUCCUGUCGGCGCCCGGGCAGCGCGUGGGCAUGCUGGCCGAGGCGGCACGCACGCUCGAGAAGCUCGGCGACCGCCGGCUGCUGCACGACUGCCAGCAGAUGCUCAUGCGCCUGGGCGGCGGGACCACCGUGACCUCCAGCUAGGCCCCCGCGGGCGGCCCCGCGCCAGCGCCCCGUCUCCGUCUCCACGGCCGAGGGCGGCGCCGGAGACCCGGGGCCCAGGGCUCGCCCGCGGACUGCGCGGCCCCGGGGGCGCCGGAGACCCUCUGCACGGGCGCCCUUGGCCGCAGGGCCCCCGCGCGGUGCCGGCCCCCGGUGGCCGGCCGGGGGGGGGGGGGGGGGCCUGGCCGCCGCCGGGCCGCCCGCUUCGCGCGGGACCCGUCCUCGGUUUUCCCUCGGUCCAGAGGGGCCGGGCGUGCGUCCCAGCGAGCCCUGCCCCCGGCGCCUCCCUCGCACAGGGGAGACCUGUGCAUCAGGGUGCGCCAGCCUCCUGGCCUCUGAGGCUCAAGUGUUAACUUUGCCUUUUGCAAACUUUAUUUUCAUAGGUUGAGUUUUGUACAGAGAAUAAAAAAUGAACUUAUUUAUAAUCUGGAUGUCGCUCCUUUGGGGGGGGGGCGUGCUGACCAGAGGGGAUCCUUUGGGCUGUCCGUCCCCCCAGCACCCAGGCAAAGGCUUCCCGUCCCCACCUGCCCGUCGGUGUUUGGGGAGGCCCGGCUUUAUUCCCUCCAGCUGACCUGGGUCCCGCUCACCACUGGGCGGCACGUUUGGGCUCAAUCAUCUCCUAACCCUUAGAGCCCUUAUGGUCUUAGCGGUUCCUUCUUGCCUCCCCUCCCAGCUUCUAGGCGCUUCAGGUCCCAGGAUGACAGGGGAGGACAGCUCCAUGUCUUUAAGGAUCUGUCAUGACAGCAGGAGCCACAGCCUGGGUCUCACCUGCCUGAGCCCUGUCCCCUGGACGGCUAUCCCCUCGCCUGGGGUUAAGCAGGUGUGGCUCAGCACCAGGGGCGUCUUUCCCGUCCCUGCAGGAACGUCCCCAGAGCCCUCCCCUCCACCCCAACCCCUCCCCC
Hippopotamus amphibius kiboko is the source of this 5380-nucleotide messenger RNA. It is a transcript of the gene SREBF1, whose product is annotated as sterol regulatory element binding transcription factor 1. The coding region runs from base 813 to 4460 and encodes 1215 amino acids. The record is from RefSeq and is a predicted model, not a curated record. Gene Ontology annotation, biological process: regulation of transcription by RNA polymerase II. Gene Ontology annotation, cellular component: nucleus. The transcript has 19 exons. Gene Ontology annotation, molecular function: protein dimerization activity; DNA-binding transcription factor activity, RNA polymerase II-specific; RNA polymerase II cis-regulatory region sequence-specific DNA binding. NCBI's taxonomy places the organism in Eukaryota, Metazoa, Chordata, Mammalia, Artiodactyla, Hippopotamidae.